AUGAUGCACACUCAACUGGUUGGCAAAGGUCUCCGUAUUUUAGCUUUCCCAUGUAAUCAAUUCGGUAGUCAGGAACCAUGGCCUGAAGCUGAAAUUAAAAAGUUUGUAACUGAAAAGUAUGGUGUUGAGUUUGAUAUGUUCUCAAAAAUCAAUGUGAACGGGCCUAAUGCUCAUCCUCUGUUUAAAUUUUUAAAAAGUAGACUUGAGGGUACACUUACAAGUUCUAUUAAAUGGAACUUCUCGAAAUUUUUAGUAGAUCGUGAAGGUCAACCAGUUAAGAGAUAUUCUCCUACAACUGCUCCAAUUGAUAUCGAAGGUGAUAUUUUGGAGCUGUUAGAAAAGAAGUAG
Molecule: messenger RNA, 348 nt
Organism: Trichobilharzia szidati
Lineage: Eukaryota; Metazoa; Platyhelminthes; Trematoda; Strigeidida; Schistosomatidae
Source: the annotation of a GenBank genome assembly